Metarhizium robertsii ARSEF 23 is the source of this 273-nucleotide messenger RNA. RefSeq names its product Fungal transcriptional regulatory protein. NCBI's taxonomy places the organism in Eukaryota, Fungi, Ascomycota, Sordariomycetes, Hypocreales, Clavicipitaceae. The record is from RefSeq and is a predicted model, not a curated record. Bases 1 to 273 code for a protein of 90 amino acids. The transcript has a single exon.
AUGAUUGCUCUCAAGUCGUGGAAAAAGUCUGAACGGGUCCGCUGGGACGGAAAUAAGCAUAGUCCUGAGGAGACGGCUGGCUUGUUUGGUCUCGGUGCCCUUUCAUGGCUUAACCCGCUCUCGUUGGCAGGAUACAAGAAGAGAUUGGCCCUAGAGGACUUGUACCGCCUCGAUUGCAACUUGGCAUCAGAGCAUCUGCAGGUCAAUCACCCGCCUGUGUCAACAGUCUGCGCAGUAGCCCUGGGAAACGUUACGGUCUGGCCAGAGCGCUGA